UCUGCCUUGCUCACACAGAGCAGCUGUUGCAGUUCUGCCUCUGUCCCAUCCAGCCAUCAUCAUGAGCCAGUCUUAUUCCUCCAGCCAGCGGCUCUCCUCAUACCGCCGUACCUUUGGUGGUGGGGCAGUUUCACCCUCUUUCCCGCGUGCCUCCUUUGGCAGCAAGGGUUCCUCAGCCAGCUCCGUCACCUCUCGGGUCUACCAGGUGUCCCGUGGUGCUGCACCACCCAGCCUAUCCAGCUUCCGUGCCAGCUACUCAGCUCCACUACGCUCAACCUAUCAAGGUGCUGGUGAGCUCCUUGACUUUUCUCUGGCUGAUGCUAUGAACCAGGAGUUCUUGCAGACACGCACCAAUGAGAAGGUAGAGCUGCAGGAACUCAAUGACCGCUUUGCCAACUACAUUGAGAAGGUGCGUUUCUUGGAGCAGCAGAAUGCACUCAUGGUGGCCGAGGUAAACCGGCUCAAAGGCAAGGAGCCUACCCGUGUGGCCGAGAUCUAUGAAGAGGAGCUGAGAGAACUGCGGCGCCAGGUGGAGAUUCUGACCAGCCAGCGAGCACGUGUGGAUGUGGAGAGGGACAAUCUGCUGGAUGACCUCCAGAAGCUGAAGCAAAGGCUGCAGGAGGAGAUCCAUCUUAAGGAAGAAGCAGAAAACAACUUGGCUGCCUUCAGAGCUGAUGUUGAUGCAGCCACUCUGGCCCGUAUUGACUUGGAAAGGCGCAUUGAAUCCUUGCAGGAGGAAAUUGCGUUCCUCAAAAAGGUACACGAAGAGGAAAUCCGGGAGUUGCAAUCACAGUUACAGGAGCAGCAAAUCCAGGUGGAGAUGGAUGUGUCGAAGCCAGACCUGACUGCAGCGCUGCGUGAUAUCCGAGCCCAGUAUGAGAGCAUUGCUGCAAAGAACAUCUCUGAGGCAGAGGAGUGGUACAAGUCCAAGGUAUCUGACCUAACUCAGGCUGCAAAUAAAAACAAUGAUCAACUGCGCCAAGCCAAGCAGGAGAUGAUGGAAUUCCGGCACCAGAUCCAGUCCUACACCUGUGAGAUUGAUGCACUCAAGGGCACGAACGACUCCUUGAUGAGACAGAUGAGGGAGAUGGAGGAGCGCUUUGCUGGGGAGGCUGGCAGUUAUCAAGACACCAUCCAGAGGCUUGAAGAGGAGAUCCGACACUUGAAGGAUGAGAUGGCACGGCACCUGCGGGAGUACCAGGACUUGCUCAAUGUCAAGAUGGCCCUUGAUGUGGAGAUUGCUACCUACCGCAAGCUGCUGGAAGGCGAGGAGAGCAGAAUUUCAUUGCCCAUCCAAACCUUUUCUGCAAUCAACUUCCGAGAGACCAGUCCAGAGCAGCGGAGCUCUGAGGUCCAUACCAAGAAAACAGUGACUAUCAAAACCAUUGAGACACGUGAUGGGGAGGUGGUCAGUGAAGCUAUGCAGCAGCAACAUGAAAUGCUGUAGAUUCUGUCAUCCCCAGAAAGGCAACUGGCCCAUCUCAACCCUCUCCCUCCCAUGUGCAAAAACCUGGGGCUGCUGGCUCUUACACACUCUCCUGCAUACUUGUCUUGUGUUGGCAUCAUGGGAGAGCCUCACACACAGAACCAAGUGUAUGAGGCUCUCCCUGCACCCAGUCCUCCAAAGCCUCUCUCCUGCUUCCCUUGUGCUUUUCCUGCCCCAGAAGCUGGGGGGAGGGAAAGGGGAGGGCUGCCAAAGAGGUCCUGCUCUGUGUCUGUUCAUAUGUCCAUGUGCAUGCAUUGGAGGGAGGCUUCCUGCCACUGUAGGGUUUGAAGCUCUGGCCACCACUUGCACAUAGAACUUUCACCCAUUCAUACAUGCAUCAUUCAUGCACUGACCCAGGUAAAGAUGCCCUGAUAUAGUUUCACCCCCAUCCUCAGCACAGAUACAGGCCCCUGUUCCCUCCAUGAAACUGCAGUCAGUGGUAACAUUUUGUCCGCAGGCCAUGGAGGGACAGGAUAUGGGGAGGGAGGGAAAGAGGUUGUAGCCCAGAGAAUGAGGAUGAGCCAACUGCCCAGCCUUGCCUCCGGGACCAAAGCCACAGGGCACCCCUCCCCCACCGUGGAGCGGGACUCCUUGCCUGGGGGUUGGUGGGACUUGCUUCUCUAGCUUCAAUGAACGUCCAUCCUUCCAGCUGAGCAAGUCUCCUUAUCGUGACUUGCCAUGUGGGGUGAAGGUUUACCCUUCCACCUAGGUGGGGCUUCUUGUCAAUGCAGGGGGAAGAGGUCAUAAAGGAUAGAACCCCAAAGGAGGAAGUGUUGUUCUUUUUAAUUCCACGUGAGUGAGGCUUGGCCUCAAACAGCAUAAAUGCUCCACUCCUGCUGCAAAGUAAAGUUCCUAGGAUGGGAUAGGGGCUGUGAGGGUUGCCGAGGAGGAAGAGGAGGAGGAGGAGGAAGACUCUGAGGAACUGAUGCAUCCACUUGAGGCUCCCCUGUCUUCUCCCCUUUUUUCAUCCCAGAUCUGAAAUCUGCCCUGCCCAGGGUGCCACAAGGGGCUGCUUAAGGGAGUUGGACAAGAUAAAAGAAGGAACUGGCAGGUGACUGAAAUGGGAGGAAAGAGAGAGGAGUAGGUUAUGGGUGUGAGAGAAAGAGAAGAUGGAGAGAGAGGCUGCUAUGCCCCUGACCCUCCCACCCCAACACAUACCUGGCUCUGCCAAGUGAUUAAUAAACCAUGGAGCACAAAA
Eublepharis macularius is the source of this 2684-nucleotide messenger RNA. It is a transcript of the gene DES, whose product is annotated as desmin. Bases 62 to 1447 code for a protein of 461 amino acids. The transcript has 9 exons. The record is from RefSeq and is a predicted model, not a curated record. Gene Ontology annotation, biological process: skeletal muscle organ development. NCBI's taxonomy places the organism in Eukaryota, Metazoa, Chordata, Lepidosauria, Squamata, Eublepharidae. Gene Ontology annotation, cellular component: intermediate filament; cell-cell junction; sarcolemma.